Messenger RNA from Acaulospora morrowiae, 192 nucleotides. NCBI's taxonomy places the organism in Eukaryota, Fungi, Glomeromycota, Glomeromycetes, Diversisporales, Acaulosporaceae. The record is from the annotation of a GenBank genome assembly.
GAGAAUAAUGCGAUGCUGUAUAAGUUGAAAGUUGUCACGGCCAUUUGCGAAGCUCAUAGAAUCAAAAAAUUAUCAUGGUUCUUCCAGAGUCCUGACCUGAAUCCUAUAGAGAAUUUAUGGGAUGAAAUGAAAGAGGCAAUUCAUAAAAAAUCACCUGUCCCGUCAAACCUUAAAGAAUUAAAAAAUAUGUGA